UUGAAUUGCACUCUUUCUUUGAUGAAUUACUCGCACAAAUUAAUUUUCGUCUUUGUUUUCGGAAAGGAAUUAUGUUUUAGAAAGGAAAGCUUCGCAUCUUGCAAUGGCUUCUCCUUCGGAUUCAUGGAUGAGGGAGUUUAAUGAAGCGUCAAAGCUUGCAGAUGAUAUUGGUGCCAGGAUUGCAGAGAGGAGCUCUUUGCCCCCCUCAGGCCCUGAAACACAGCGUCAUGUCUCAGCGAUUCGAAGGAAGAUUACGAUUCUUGGGACUCGACUUGAUAGCUUGGAGUCCCUUUUGGCCAAGCUUCCCAGUAAGCAACCCAUAACAGAGAAAGAACUGCAUCGGCGCCAAGACAUGUUCGUAAAUCUCAGAUCGAAAGCCAGUCAGAUGGCUUCUACCCUGAACAUGUCAAACUUUGGUAACAGGAACAACUUGCUUGAGCAAGAUAGUAAACCUGUUGCUGAGAUAAACCGAACCACUGGCUUGGACAAUUACGGCCUUGUUGGCCUACAAAGGCAGAUUAUGAGAGAACAAGAUGAAGGCCUCGAAAAAUUGGAGGAGACAGUAAUCAGCACGAAACAUAUUGCAUUGGCAGUCAAUGAGGAAUUAACCCUACACACAAGACUUAUAGAUAACUUGGACGAGCAUGUGGAUAUGACAGGUUCUCGCUUGCAGAGGGUACAGAAGAGAUUGGCCAUCCUGAAUAAGAAAACAAAGGGAGGUUGCUCCUGCAUGUGCUUGAUGUUAUCUGUUAUUGCCAUUGUGGUUCUGGCUGUUGUUAUCUGGGCUCUUAUCAAGUACUUAUAAUGACAAGGAAACGGGUUUUCAUCUCAAGUUGUUGUCACGGGAGUUCCAAUUGUAUCUAUAGUUUAUACUAUAUGACAGCUUGUGGCAUGCCAGCUUCCAGAAUUCUCCUAUGAGAACCAUUUGGUGUUGCUUGUGUAAUAAAACAUUGUUUAUAAUGUGGCGAGAUUUGCUGUUGAAUAUGACUUGUGUGCAUUUGGCAUUUGUGAACUACUAUGCAUUACUUGUUAUGGAGCAGAGCUUGGUGAUUCCCACUGAAUGCAGACAAGAUCCUAUAAAAUAGUGUGCUCUUCUUAGUU
Molecule: messenger RNA, 1101 nt
Organism: Amborella trichopoda
Lineage: Eukaryota; Viridiplantae; Streptophyta; Magnoliopsida; Amborellales; Amborellaceae
Product: syntaxin-52
Biological process (GO): intracellular protein transport; vesicle fusion
Cellular component (GO): endomembrane system; SNARE complex
Molecular function (GO): SNAP receptor activity; SNARE binding
Source: RefSeq, a predicted model, not a curated record